This is a messenger RNA of Colletotrichum orchidophilum, 318 nucleotides long. RefSeq lists its product as uncharacterized. The record is from RefSeq and is a predicted model, not a curated record. The annotation marks the transcript as partial. The transcript is spliced from 3 exons. NCBI's taxonomy places the organism in Eukaryota, Fungi, Ascomycota, Sordariomycetes, Glomerellales, Glomerellaceae.
GUUAACCGUGGACCGGAGGAGGAGGAGGAGAAGGAGGAGAAGGGCAGUAGGCGCCGAGCGACAGCGUUACUUCGGCUCCAUCUCCUUACUCUAAUCGAGGACGACCAAAGGCGCCGAGGACGGGCAUGCAAGUCUGGAGCCGCUACACCUGCAAAUGCAAGUCUCCCUCAAGUGCGUUGUUUGACCCGACGUGACUCGACUCGUGGAACGGACUCAACUCAUGGCAAAGAGGAUGGAAGGGAGCCUCAUGAGCAGCAGCAGCAAAGCACGGGCAUUGAUGGCGUCUGUCGCAGCAUGGAAGGAUUGAUCAAUGUUUGA